Molecule: messenger RNA, 3260 nt
Organism: Xiphophorus hellerii (green swordtail)
Lineage: Eukaryota; Metazoa; Chordata; Actinopteri; Cyprinodontiformes; Poeciliidae
Gene: rnf40
Product: ring finger protein 40
Exons: 20
Coding region: 16-3033 (1005 amino acids)
Cellular component (GO): HULC complex; nucleus
Molecular function (GO): ubiquitin protein ligase activity; metal ion binding
Source: RefSeq, a predicted model, not a curated record
AUUAAUAAUUAGUGAAUGAAAACGGGGAUUAUAAGUGAAGGAAAGAUGUCGGGUGCCGGGGGAGGGAAGCGGCCCUCGGGAGGGGACAGUCCUCCUGGCCCACCUGAGAAAAAGAGCAAGAAAGAGGAGAAAACCACCACGACGCUUAUUGAGCCCAUCCGCAUAGCGGGAGUCUCCUCCACGGAGGAAAUGGACAUGAAGGUGCUGCAGUUUAAGAACAAGAAGCUGUGCGAGCGACUGGAGCAGAGGCAGGCGAUGGAGGACGAGUUACGAGAGAAAAUAGAAAAGCUGGAGAAGAGGCAGGCUACGGACGACACGACCCUGCUGAUUGUCAACCGGUACUGGUCUCAGCUGGACAAUAACGUCAAAGUUUUGCGUAAAUGCAUCGAGCCAGAUGUGGCGUCUGCCCCCGCCCCGCCCUCGGCCCCGCCUCCGGAAACCAUGGCGAUGGAGGAAAAUGGCGUCGCUCUGACCCUGCCGACCUCAGCGGUUCCUCCGCCGCCGCUGCCAGAGGCCCAGAGCGAAGCCGGCCCGACGGACCAGCAGCUCCAGCUGGAGGAGCGGCAGGAAGAUCACCAGGGCGAGCUGCAGCAGCCGGCGCCCCCUGCUGGAGGAGACGAGUUGACGCCACCGACUGAGCCGCCGUCUGAUCCAAAAACAGAUGCGUCGCUGCCUCCUCCUCCUCCGCUCAGCGAGAAUGCGAAGGGCUUCCUGGCCGCGCUGGAGCAGAGCGGCGAGGAGGAGCUGAGCUUACACCUGCAGGACCGCAUGCUGUUCAGCAAGGACGCCAUCGGCCACCUGGUCCGCGUCUUCGACCGGCUGCACGCGCGCAUUGAUGACAUGUGCACGGCUAUCCAGGCUGCAGCAGGCGAGGAGGGCGGUCUGCUGGAGGACAACGUCCGGCUGAGGGACCUGACCACGCUGCUGCAGGGCCGACACCACAAGAUGUCCAUGGAGUACAAUGAGUGGGUGGACAAAGUGACGAGUGCAGAAACCAAAGUGUCUGAGAUGGAGACAACGGUGGAGGAUCUGCAGUGGGACAUCGAGAAGCUUCGCAACCGGGAGCAGAAGCUCAACAAACACCUGGCGGAGGCCAUGGAGCAGCUUAAGUCUGGCUACAGCAGCACCGGCAGCUCGGGGGGAUUAGCUGGAGGUCAGAUAACGCUCAACAUCCAGAAGUUUGAGAGCCUGAAUGCAGAGCUGGAGCACAACCAGGAGCUGGCGAACAGCCGCAUGGCGGAGCUGGAGAAGCUGCAGCUGGAGCUGCAGGAGGCUGUGAGGGAGAGCGAGAAGCUCAAGAUGGACCUGCGAAAUAUUCCAGAAGAAGUCGUAAAAGAAACGUCGGAAUAUAAAUGUAUGCAGUCUCAGUUCUCGCUGCUCUACAACGAAUCUCUGGGAGUUAAAACUCAGCUGGACGAGGCCAGAGCCCUGCUGCUCACCACCAAGAACGCUCACCUCCGGCAGAUCGAGCACAUGGAGAGUGACGAGCUUUCCCUGCAGAAGAAGCUGCGGACCGAGGUCAUCCAGCUGGAGGACACGCUGGCGCAGGUCCGCAAGGAGUACGAGAUGCUGCGCAUCGAGUUCGAGCAGAACCUGGCAGCCAAUGAGCAAGCAGGGCCAAUCAACCGGGAGAUGCGACAUCUGAUCAGCAGCCUUCAGAACCACAACCUGCAGCUGAAGGGCGACGUGCAGCGCUACAAGAGGAAGCUGCGGGAAACGCAGAUGGAGAUCAAUAAGCUGCGCUCGCAGAGCGGAGACGCUGGCGUUCUGAUCCUGGAGGAGACGACGAGCGACGGCAUGGACGUUAAAAAGGAGGAAGAAGAAGACCAGGAGGAAGAGGAGGAGAGGAGGAAGGAGCUGGAGAGACAGCGGGCGAGGGAGAGGGAGAGAGAAAGAGAGAGAGAGGCCGAGCGAGAGCGGGAGAGGGAGAGAGAGAGAGAGAGGCAGCGCAGCGACGAGCUGAAGAGGAAAGACUCAGAUACACUGAAGAUGCUCCGAGUCGAACUCAAGAAAGCUCAGGAGUCGCAGAAAGAGAUGAAGCUCCUGUUAGACAUGUACAAGUCGGCUCCAAAGGAGCAGAGAGACAAAGUGCAGCUAAUGGCCGCCGAGCGCAAGUCAAAAGCAGAGGUGGAAGACCUGAGGAUGCGAGUUCGAGAGCUGGAGGAGAGGGAGAAGAAGGAGAGCAAGAAGCUGGCUGAUGAAGACGCCCUGAGGAAGAUCCGCGUUGCAGAGGAAACCAUCGAGCAUCUGCAGAAGAAACUGGCAGCCACCAAGCAGGAGGAGGCGCUGCUGAGCGAGAUGGACGUAACGGGCCAGGCCUUCGAAGACAUGCAGGAGCAGAACAGCAGGCUGCUGCAGCAGCUGCGCGAGAAAGACGACGCCAACUUCAAGCUGAUGAGCGAACGCAUCAAAUCCAACCAGAUCUACAAGCUGCUGAAGGAGGAGAAGGAGGAGCUGGCGGACCAGGUCCUCACCUUCAAAACGCAGGUGGAUGCCCAGCUGCUGGUGGUGCAGAAGCUGGAGGAGAAGGAGGGAGUCCUGCAGACGACUCUGGCUGCCCUGGAGAAGGAGCUGGCGGUCCGGACUCAGGCCCUGGAGCUCAACAAGAGGAAGGCGGUGGAGGCUGCGCAGCUGGCGGAGGACCUGAAGGUGCAGCUGGAGCACACGCAGGCCAAGCUGAAGGAGAUCCAGGUCUCUGUGGCGGAGAACCGCACCGCCCGCGAGAGGGAGAGCAGCAACCUGAAACGGGCGCAGGAGGAUCUGUCCCGGCUGAGGAGGAAGCUGGAGAAGCAGAAGAAGGUGGAGGUUUACUCUGACGCAGACGAGAUCCUGCAGGAGGAGAUCAACCAAUACAAGGCCAAGCUGCGCUGCCCCUGCUGCAACACUCGGGACAAGGAGACCGUCCUCACCAAGUGUUUCCACGUCUUCUGCUACGAGUGUCUGAAGAUGCGCUACGACACCCGGCAGAGGAAAUGCCCCAAGUGCAACUGCGCCUUCGGAGCCAACGACUUCCACCGCAUCUACAUCACCUGAGCGGCCGAGCAAGAGACACAGAGAGAGAGAGAGGAGAGACUGAACCAAAGGAGAGAAGAGACCAGAGGGGGGAGCAGGAGGACUGCAGAUUUACUCAGACAUUUUUAAUCGUUGGAAAAGACUCGUUUUACCAGAUUUCUUUCCAUUUGGUGACCAAACAUGGUGAUUUGUCUGCCUGAGUGUGUUGUGAGCUGGUUUAAUAAACACACACCUGUGAGGGAAGCGAA